AAGAUGGAAGGGGAAUCAUCUAGUUCUGGGGAGCAGCAGGUGCCGAGGAUCCAAGACUCAACAUUAAAAUCGGGUCGAACUGUCGAGGAUCCGUUUCUCGACUUCUUCCUGGAUUUGCCCUUCGCCUCCGCCGAUCUCGAUGAGUACAUCAAAGAGGAUAUCAUUAACAGGGGCAAAUCGGCCGAGCAGAUAGCCAAUGAGGAGGAGAUGGCCUACGAGGAGAAGAAAUUCACUUCGUACCGUAGGUGCUGGGAAGAUCACUGGAAACCAGUUUACGGAUCCUUCCUAGACAUGACGGUUAUCAGUCCUAUGCACUUUACACACUCAACACCUGGACGUGGCCUACAUGAUGCCGCCUGCUUUGCGCCCACCUUGCAGAUCUUCACACUCAGACUCGCGGGAAUAAAAGGUGGCCUCGAAUGGCCACUGUCUGUGUACGGCGUGGUUGCUGCACGCGACGAUGUUGAUCACAAUCGUAACCUUCUCUUCUCUUGCAAUAGAAGCGAGUCUCAAAAACUCGAUCAAGAUGAUCCUUUUUUCCGCUUGGUUGGCCCAUCUCGUGCCAUUUUGUUCACGGAUCAUGUUAAAUUUGAAGUCCAACUACGAGUAAAAGGUACGACAGUGUCUCAAGAUAGAGCAUUGAUCAGUGCUUUCUACCACUACACCGGAGGGUAUUAUCCAGGUGUGAAAACCAUUUGCUUUGAGAACUGCUUCUGCACAACAGAGUUAUGCAUGGAGCGAAUUGAACAAACUGUCCAGGCCACUGUCUUGAGUGUCCGUGUCAAAAAUGGGCCAUGGCCUUUCGAAUAUGGCGGUGAAGUGGCUUGCUUCUCACCGUCGUAUAAUACUUGCUCCAUCGUCUAUGAAUGUUGUGCUGCUUGCUUCUCGUGGUAG
Molecule: messenger RNA, 894 nt
Organism: Lolium rigidum
Lineage: Eukaryota; Viridiplantae; Streptophyta; Magnoliopsida; Poales; Poaceae
Exons: 3
Coding region: 4-894 (296 amino acids)
Source: RefSeq, a predicted model, not a curated record